This is a messenger RNA of Betta splendens (Siamese fighting fish), 2581 nucleotides long. RefSeq names its product prolactin receptor a (gene prlra). The transcript is spliced from 9 exons. Bases 216 to 1997 code for a protein of 593 amino acids. The record is from RefSeq and is a predicted model, not a curated record. Gene Ontology annotation, molecular function: cytokine binding; cytokine receptor activity. Gene Ontology annotation, cellular component: external side of plasma membrane; signaling receptor complex; membrane. NCBI's taxonomy places the organism in Eukaryota, Metazoa, Chordata, Actinopteri, Anabantiformes, Osphronemidae. Gene Ontology annotation, biological process: cytokine-mediated signaling pathway.
AAGGCAGGGGCGAACUCGGCGGAUGAUGCGAUUCCUUCGCCGUCCGUGCGGCCGAGCUGUGUGUGAGGCACGCGCGCCUUCGCCGUCAUCCGCUCGUAAACCGGUCGGACCAGUCGCUGCGCGGUUCCUGGAGCCGUCGGUGCAGUCGCCGCGGCCGAGGCGCAGAGGGAGAGACCCACGACUCCUGCCAGCUGCCGCUGAAGCCUUUGGCCGUGAUGAAGAAUAUGGUGGUGGUGGGGGUGCUGCUGUUAUCCCUCAUGCCGCAUGCAAACGGGGCCGGCUUCAGCCCACCAGGGAAGCCCACGCUGACGAGCUGCCGUUCGCCUGAAAAAGAGACCUUCACCUGCUGGUGGGAACCCGGCUCCGACGGGGGGCUCCCCACGACGUACCGCCUGUUCUACCUCAAGGAAAACAUCGAGACCGUGUACGAGUGUCCCGAUUACCUGACGGCCGGCGAGAACUCCUGCUUCUUCAGCAAGAACAACACGUCCAUCUGGGUCAACUACAACAUCACGGUGGUGGCCACCAACGAGCUGGGCAGCACCAUGUCCGACCCCGUGGAUAUAGACGUCAUGUACAUUGUCAUGCCUCAUCCUCCAGAGAAGGUGCUGGUUAGCGUCCUGGAGGACAAGGACUGGCCCUUCCUGCGGGUGUCAUGGGAACCGCCGCAGAAGGCCGACACCCGCUCCGGGUGGAUCACUCUCGUCUACGAGGUCCGCAUCAAGCUGGAGGAGAAGGACGACUGGGAGGUGCACCUUGCAGGCCAGCAGAGGGUCUUUAACAUCUUCAGCCUGCUCUCCGGGGGCACAUACAUUGUCCAGGUGCGCUGCAAGCCCGACCACGGCUUCUGGAGCGAAUGGAGUUCCUCGACCUACGUCAAAGUCCCCAACUAUUUCCAUCGGGAAAACUCGGUGUGGAUCCUGAUCACGACCUUCACUGCUUUCAUCUUCCUCAUCGUCUCGUGGAUGAUACAUAUGAACAGGCACAGUUUGAAGCACUGUAUUCUGCCACCGGUCCCCGGCCCUAAAAUCAAAGGGUUUGAUAAGCAGCUUCUCAAGAGUGGGAAGUCCGGGGACGUCUUCAACGCCCUGGUGGCGUCCGACUUCCCUCCGACCACGCCCCCCCGCUGCGAGGACCUGCUGGUGGAGUACCUGGAGGUGUACAUUCCCGAGGAGCGGGAGCUGAUGCGGGAGGAGAGCAAGCAUCUCCAAGACGGCUUCCUCAAAUCGGAGGGCUUCGCGUCUGACAGUGACUCCGGCCUGGGCAGCUGCAACAGCCACACCCUGCUGAUGGACAACAGCGGCGAGGCCAAGGAGACGGACAGACGGACAGAUCAGGAGAGGAGUCGGCCGGGGGCGGAGGCGCUGACCUACGCCCGUGAAGACGUCAGCCCUGACAUGUCCAGCGGGAGGGUGAAGACCUGGCCUUCAGUCUUUUCUCCAUUGACCCCGUACAGCUCAGGUCCAACGGACCAACCCGGCGCCAAGCAGCACUGCCUCUCGGACAGCGUCUAUCCCCCGGGCUCCACCUCCCCCUGCAGCGCCCAGGACCUCGGACUAAACUACUGGGAGUUCUGCUUCAGCAGCAUGCAGCCCCAUCUGACCCAGACCCGCAGUGACGUCAACGUUUCAGACAUCGGCCCCGAGCGGGCGGCCGCUCGCCAGCAGUCGCCCGCUCCCCGGCCCACCGAGUACGUGGAGGUCCAGCGGGUCAGCGAGGAGGACAUGGUGCUCCUCCAGCCCGUGGGCCCGGGCCCGGGCCCCCCGGCGCGCCCGGGGGAGGACUAUAGCAGGGUGAAGGGCGUGCGCGGCCACAACGUGCUGCUGCUCCAGACGGAAGAAGAGGCCGACGGGCGCGCGUGCGAGGAGCUGGAGACGAAGGGCGCCGCCCACAAACCCACGGCCUGCAGCCACGGCGGCCUGCCAGCGCCGGGCCGGGCCGCGCCCGCGGCCUCCGGCUACGUGGACACCGCCAUGUUUGUGCUCCCCAGUUGCUAGUGGCUCCACGAACGGAAAAGGUCUAACACUGGGCGACUUCUUGCAGCGAGCACUAUAGUUACUCCUAUUUAUUUGGCAUCUGCUCUUCGAAAAAGAUGUGUCUUUCCACUGAUUGAACUGCAGAAUCAACAGCAAUCUGAAUAGUUGUCAUUCUUCUGUAUGGACCGUUUGAUUGAUUGUUUAAAUGAUGCAUGGACACAUUGUUGUGGAUAAUAAUGAGUGAGAGCUGGAACCAGUAGCUUUGAUAAAUGCUCUAUUUUUCAUUCAGAGAAUAUUUUGUGUACGUAAACUUUCAAUGCUUUAUUAGAAAAGUGACACGUUUUGGAAAAAGGUUCUUUCUAUAAAGACGUUUAGCUUUUUUGGAUGGAAAACAGUGUGACGAUGCUUUAACUGUUGGCCACGCUUCAACACUAACCUUAAAUGACUCCAGGUCUGUUGUCUAACACUUUUCUCCUGCGUGUAUAUAUGUACUGUAUAUAUCUAUGUAUACUCAUUCACACGGUGCGCCUGGAGGCGGCACCGACAUCUUUUUGGACAACUUGCCACUCUUAUCACUCUUGUAAUAAAUUUACAGGCUGCUGUAA